Triticum dicoccoides is the source of this 2534-nucleotide messenger RNA. RefSeq lists its product as uncharacterized. The record is from RefSeq and is a predicted model, not a curated record. The transcript has 18 exons. Gene Ontology annotation, molecular function: serine-type peptidase activity. Gene Ontology annotation, biological process: proteolysis. Lineage: Eukaryota; Viridiplantae; Streptophyta; Magnoliopsida; Poales; Poaceae. The coding region runs from base 126 to 2156 and encodes 676 amino acids.
UAUUCAGUGCGCUGCCAGUCAAACAGUCCAGACAAUUCUGACUACUCCGGUUUGCACACUUCCAACUCACGCCGAGUACUACCAGUGCUCCGCCGCUCGCCGAAUCCAGCUCACGCCCGGCCGCGAUGCGCCCGCACGCCACGGGCGUCGAGAAGGCGACCGUGCCGUACGGCUCCUGGGAUUCGCCGAUCAGCGCCGUCGCCGUCUCCUCCGCCGGGAAGACCGUCGAGGGGCUCGCCGUCGCCGGCGACGGCCGGCUCCUCUGGGUCGAGACGCGCCCCGAGGAAGGAGGACGCGCGGUUCUCGUGAAGGAAGGGGCGGGCGCAGACGGCAGAGGUUCGGAUGUGACGCCGCAGGAGUUCGCCGUGCGGUCCCUGGCGCAGGAGUACGGCGGUGGCGCGUUCGCCGUGCAGGGGGAUGUCGUCGUGUUCUCCAAUUACAGCGACCAGCGCCUGUACAAGCAAACCGUCGGAGAUAAUUCACCACUACCUCUGACACCGGAUUAUGGUGGAUCGGUUGUCCGCUAUGCGGACGGUGUCUUUGACCCUCACUUCAAUCGUUAUGUCACUGUAAUGGAAGAUCACCGCAAGAGUGGCUCAAAUCCCAUCACAACAGUUGCUGCUGUGAGCACAAGUGUUGAAGAUGUUAAUGAACCAACUGUGCUGCUCAGUGGGAAUGACUUCUAUGCCUUUCCACGCAUUGAUCCAACUGAAAAACGCAUGGCAUGGAUUGAAUGGAGUGACCCAAACAUGUCAUGGGAUAAAGCAGAACUAUGGGUUGGAUAUUUCUCCAGCAAAGGAGAGGUGGAAAAACGUAUUUGCAUUGCUGGUGGAGACCCAAUGAUAGUAGAAUCUCCUACUGAACCCAAGUGGUCUUCAAAAGGUGAACUGUUCUUCAUAACUGACCGACAGAGUGGAUUUUGGAAUAUUUAUAAAUGGGAUGAGCAGAGCAAUGUGGUCGUGCAAGUGUACUCACUUGAUGCUGAAUUCUCGAAGCCAAUGUGGGUUUUUGGUGUCAGCUCCUAUGCUUUCCUCGGAAAUGACGACCAGAGUCAGAAAAUAGUUUGCUGCUACAGGCAGAAUGGGAAGUCAUAUGUUGGGUUGCUGGACCAUGAUUCAGGGUCAUUUUCAAAAAUUGACCUUCCCUUCUCUGCUGUAACUAACAUAGUUUCUGCAGAUGGAUCUUUCUAUGUUGAAGGUGCAUCUGCUAGUCUUCCAGUAUCGAUAGCAAAGGUGACACUAGAUGAAAAGAGAACAAUGGCAACUGACUUUUCUAUAGUUUGGUCCUCCUCAGAGGACAUAAAGAAAUAUACACCCUACUUUAGUUUGCCUGAAUUUAUGGAGUUCCCAACCGUAAUCCCUGGCCAGCAUGCUUAUGCUUAUUUCUAUCCUCCAUACAACCAUACUUUCCAAGGUUCAUCAGAUGAGAAGCCUCCGUUAUUGGUCAGAACCCAUGGUGGACCUACAGAUGAAGCACGUGGGAUUCUUGAUCUUAGUGUGCAAUACUGGACGAGCCGAGGAUGGGCAUUCGUUGAUGUUAACUAUGGGGGAAGUGCAGGCUAUGGGAGGGAGUAUCGAGAGAGGCUUUUAGGGCAAUGGGGUGUUGUGGAUGUAAAUGAUUGCUGCAGCUGUGCUACAUUUCUGGUGGCAACUGGAAGAGUAGACGCGCAACGACUCUGUGUAACAGGGGAAUCUGCUGGUGGAUUCACAACUUUAGCUUGCCUUGCUUUUAGACAGACGUUCAAGGCUGGUUCUUCUUUAUACGGGAUUGCUGACUUAGCUUCAUUAAGGGCAGACAUGCACAAGUUUGAGGCGUACUAUAUUGACAACCUUGUGGGGAAUAAGCAGGCUUACUUUGAGAGGUCGCCAAUAAACUUCGUUGAGAGAUUUACAUGUCCGGUCAUUUUGUUUCAAGGAUUGGAUGACCCGGUUGUAUCACCAGAUCAGGCAACAACGAUAUACAAGGCUAUAAAGGACAAAGGUCUGCCUGUUGCUUUGGUUGAGUAUGAAGGGGAACAACAUGGUUUCCGCAAGGCUGAGAACAUCAAGUUUACCUUGGAGCAGCAGAUGAUGUUCUUCGCAAGAUUGGUGGGGCACUUCAAGGUGGCAGAUAACAUUGCUCCAAUCAAGAUAGACAAUUUUGAUAAAGCCUUGUGAUUGUUUCAAAGAACAAUCGAGAGUCGCUCGGUUGAUGAGGGUGUGUCAACACGCCCACCAGAUUUUAACCUCCAUGAGGCAGAAUAAAGGGGGUGGACUUCCUGGAUUGUCGCAUUUCCUUGUAAUCGUUUUAAAGAGCUGCGCCAUGUAUGCCGUUUAAGCAUCAACUAGUGAACUUUUUCUUUCGGCUUGGUACACCUCUGGACCAAGUUUCAGUAGUAAAGCAAAGGGUUGCUUAGCAUUUCCCAAAAUAUUGUGCCAGGAGACUUUAUUUGAGUGAAGAGAGAUGUGGCAUUAUGGUUUAUUGUCACUGCGGUGUUUAGAUUCAGGGUUUUGCAAAGCAACUUCCCUAUGAAGUCGAGACCGCUUUGAAAUCAA